This is a messenger RNA of Thalassophryne amazonica, 4574 nucleotides long. RefSeq names its product protein shortage in chiasmata 1 ortholog-like. The coding region runs from base 1 to 4245 and encodes 1414 amino acids. Gene Ontology annotation, cellular component: condensed nuclear chromosome. Lineage: Eukaryota; Metazoa; Chordata; Actinopteri; Batrachoidiformes; Batrachoididae. The record is from RefSeq and is a predicted model, not a curated record. Gene Ontology annotation, biological process: resolution of meiotic recombination intermediates. The transcript is spliced from 26 exons. Gene Ontology annotation, molecular function: ATP hydrolysis activity; single-stranded DNA binding.
AUGAUGAUGAUGGUGGUGAGGAUGGUGAGGGUGAGGAUGAGGGAUGAUCUAGUGUGGGUUUUGGUGCUGACGGUGAUGAUGAUGAUGAAGAUUUUGACAUCGCUGGUGAUCCAGGGCUUGUUGUUUGGAAAGCAACGUACAGUUUUUAUGGGAACAGCAACGUCCCUACAGAAGUUCAGCUUUCACAUCACUCUGAAUCAGCUCAGAGGGGACCUCGAUGUGAUCCCCAGUUCUAAUCCGAACUCACCAAAUUAUCUCAACCAGGAUGAGUAUUAUUAUCUGUUAAAAGAGUCAGAGAACAGAGAUCCCUGUCAGGAAACAUUUUUCAAGUUGACACCGGAAGAGAUGCGCCCCCAAAAUGAGAAAAAGGACCUCCUCCUCCCAGAAGAGAUUAUGGUCGUUGAUCACCUUCCACAGUUUAGGACACACUUGCCCACACUGAAGGCUAAACUGUCCAGGCUGAGGACACUUCCUGUGGCUGACCCUCUACAGAACUCUUUGGGAAACUUUGUCUCCAAGGACAGCAUAUUCAGGCACUGUGCAUCUUACAAAAAACCUCCCAGCGUGUGCAGUGGUGAAAUUCAGGCCUGUGCAGACAUUAACGAGGAGUAUGUUAAAGAGCCACUCCUGAGCGAAGAGUCUCUUCUGUUACCUGUUGUAAUGGACACUCUGAAAGAAAACCGAGAAAUUUACACCACCUUUUCAAGUAUUUGUUCUCAUCUGAAUGUUGCUUCUGAACUAUUAGAUGAGCAAAUUUCAGUAAUAGAAGUACUACAGAAAGUUACUCUUUCAGUGUCGGCAUAUAUUUCCAAAUAUGACAGACCAAAGGAGAUCAACCAAGAAUUCCUAAUAAAUGGAGCACAAAUAGACUUUGAUUUUUCAGAACACAUGUUGCUUCCAACUGAGAUGGAGCUGGACCUGACUUUGAGCUCGACUCCUGAGAACAGUCCAACGCAUUGGUGUGUGUCCACCCGCGAACUUCCUGAGGAACAACUAACACCACUCGGAAAACUGUCUUUGAUGUCAGAGAAAGUUCAAAAGGAGAUGGAGCUGGCUCUUUGGAUGGCAGAGAAGCAUCCAUCAUUUAUACUGCAUUUUAUCUUGGCUGAGCCUCAAAUAUGUGAACCAGUAUUUGACUUCCAGCUUCUGUCAGAUGCUUUGAAACUGAUGAAGGUGGAGAAACAAAGCUUUGCCAACACUGAUGAUAACCUGCAGUUGCAGAUGGAUGUUGGUAUCAUCUGUGAGUUUACAGAGAGCAUCAAUUUUGAGUGUCCCUCCACUAAAGAGGACAAUGCGGAAGACUUCUGUAAAAUAUCACUCCACUAUAAUCACUACAAUGUUACCAUUAACAACCACCUAGACAAAAAAUCUGUGCUUUCUGAACCUGUUAUCACCACCACUAAAGCUGAAGCGACAGAAAAGUUCUCAGAAGUUACAGCUGCAUCACCUCAUUUUAAGAACACCUUGAGGCACAUGAGUCGAGAUGACCUUCAAUUACAACAGCCUGUUUCCAUUUCUAAUCAGAGUUCCCCCUCAAUAAUGAAAGUCAGUGACAGAUACAGAGACCUCCAGGUUUUCAGUAUUCUUCCAGAGAGGGACUUGGACCCUCUGUCAUCCUUCAUGAUGUUGAGAUCCCAGCAUACAGCGCCUGUCACUGGAACACCCCAAGGCUCUGACACUAAUGCAGGUAGACUCACCAAAGAUGAAAGAACAAACCCAGUACAGUCUGAGCUGCAGUCUCCUCUGGAGCAGAGGAUGCACAGACCAGAUAAGAACCCAGCCUGUAUGAGCGCAUCUGUCUCAAGAAGUGCAUCCAGGGAGCAGACAGCAGAUGGUCACUUCAUCAGUCUUCCUGUCAAUCAGAACACCCCUCAGGACUUACAGGGGAGCAGAGUUGUACAGGUCCAAGCUUCAGAUAGCCAGCAGCAUGCCUUCUGUGAGCUGCUGACCUUUGCUCAGCCGCAUCUGUGCUCUGCCAGACAACUGGGACUUAACUUCUCAGGUUUGGAUGACUUCAGCUGCCUGGCUCUGGACCAAACCCACUUCCUCCUCAAACAGCAGGAGAAGGCAGUCUACAGGACACAAACACAGAGCACAGAGCUCCUCAGAGAUCAGGAACUCCUGUUCAACCAGGUGACUAUGAUUCAUUUGCUGGUGACAGUCAAAGAGCUUCUGCUCAGGUGUUCCCUCAUUACUGCUGUGGAGUUCCUGACAAAGGCAGCAGAGACGUGCACCAAGCAGACUCUGCAGCAGCUGAUGAAGAGGCUGCAGAUCAUCCUCUACCUCAGUCACAGGAACCAGGAGCCCAACUUCAAACUGCUGGAGCUGCAGCAGCAGCUGGCCUCAUGGUUACACAACAUCAAAGCACCAAACAACAGGAAAAAGAUUCUUGUCAUAUUAACAGUUGAAUGUGAUGAUGCCAGAUCCAUAAUCAUUGAAGCACUGAGUCAAGUGACUGCUGUAACUGCAGUUUCUCCUGAAGAUGCUAAAACUAAAGUGAACGGUGCCUGUAUGAUUAACAGAAUACACGACAGCAUGUGUGUGGUGGUCUAUGAUCAGCAUAUCGGAGCAGACUUCCCCUGGCAGUCUUUCUCACUGGUGGUGGAAUACGAUCAUCCAGGCCAGUCUCCGUGGGUCACAGUCUGCCGAGAGAGGAGCAUCAGUCACCUCACCUUCCACACUGUCCUCCAACACACUGAGAAAGACUCUUGCUUGGGGGACAAUGUGCCGUACAUCUUGUGUGUGACGGAGGGGCUUCUCAACUGUCCUUUGCUGCUACAGACGUUGGAGUCAGUGUUUAAUAUAAGUGUGCUGGAGAGGAGUCACUCUCCAUCACUGCAGAUACUCGGCGGGACCCAUCACUAUGUGGUGAUCACAGUGGACGAGAGUACCGCCAUCAUGGUUCAGGAGCAGGGUGAACUGUGUCAGCAGCGUUCCUGUGAGGCAGUCGUGAUGCGGCUGACGGCUCUCUCUCUGCAGUACAGCUGCUGCUGGCUCAUCCUGCACUGGUCGGACAGCCAGGGAGGAGGAUUUUCCAGUGAAGCCUAUAACAACUUGGUGUUGAUUUAUUCAUCUCUGGUGCUGUUUGGAAUGAGAUCUCCAGAUCUAGACAUAAAGGUGCUGAUUGUGACAGAAGUGUUGGAAAUAGCCAAGUGGAUCAGCCAGAUUUGCUUCCACACCCUGAUGACCACUGACCGGGACCCUGUCAGAUACCUGGACAGAGACUGGCUGACUGUGCUGCCCUCAGAGGAGGAAAUAUGCCUGUCGCAGUUCCCAUGUAUCAAUCCUCUGGUUGGCCAGCUAAUGUUGCAAAGAGCACCGUCCCUGGAGUGGCUCCUGAGGGCCUCGCUGUCCCAGCUGAAGGAGCUGCUCGGUGAAGUGCCACAUAAAGUUCUCAAGCUGUUCAGUGACAUCACUUCCCUCUACAUGCUGAACGCAGAAUCCAGCCAUCAGGAGCCUGAGGCCGUGUUCACUGGGACACUCAGUCCGACCAGUUCACCAAACAGCACCUGGACCCUAACUGCUGAGGACACACAGUCCAGUCCCCUUUCAGAACCUUUCUGUACUGAUCAGACUGGUGCUCUCCUGCUCGGAACCAGAAGCUUUUGUGACCAGGACACAGCCUCAAACAUAUGCAACGUCAGUUCUGAUUUUAAACAAGACCUGAGUUCUUCAUUUGGCAGCCCAGAGAUCCACUUGCAGCAGACCUGGACUUGUGGUGAUCCAUGGAAAGAGGAGGCUGGAGACAGAGUGAGGUUUUCUGUCUGGAGCAGCACAGCUGGAACAGUGGGGAGAGUCGUGGAGAGAACAAGCAGCAAAUGGCCACAGAGGGCGCCGUCAAACAGCACAGACGCCAGCUUCCUCCAGGCCACCAGUCUCAGCACAUUCACCAAGGACUCCACAGUGGACCACAUGACCAAACUGCAGCAGCGAGUGGACUCACACUCUCAAGACUUCACCGACUCUUCAUCUUACAGAGACCCGCACCGCCUCACCUACAACCCGAGCCCUGCUCCAGAUGUUCUGCUGUGGUGUCGAGCUCAGCACGACCUCUCCAGCUGUGGAGACACGACAAGCAUUUUACCCAACUAUGGCCCCAAAUGCUGGGUCGGACGAGAGAGGAAGAGGAACGGCGAGCUCGCAGGCUUUGUUGGCACAGUGCUGACACCUCUGAAGAGAGGGAGACUGAGCUACGAGAGGGUUCCAGGGAGAAGUGACGGACAGACGAGGCUUAAAUUUUUUUAAGCACAAGUGUUUUGUUCUGUUCUGUGUCAUGAAGGUCGUAGAUUCAUGAAAAUAGAAGUCGUGUUUAAUGAUUUUCUUUAUUUACAGCAUAAAAUGUUAAUAGAGCUUCUAAGACAGCCAGGGUUUUGUACUCUUAUGAAAUAACUUUUCAGAGAAACAUUUAAAAGCAGCACUGCUCGUCCAAACAAGCAGCGAAUAGAUUAAAUUAUCGUUCAUGAUGUGUUGAAGUGUUACAUUUGUUAAUUUGGCCUUUUUCCUUUGUAUUAAAUCAGUAUUUAUGAUGUGUCAUACAUUUAUGUUGUUUUACUAUCAAUCCAUGUUAGACACUU